AUUGGAUGCAAAGAUACAUUUAUUCCCCCCCCCCCCUCAAUGAGUGGGAUAAUUCUUCCAAAUAUACAACUCUGAAUGAAUUCACCAAUUCUUAAGAAUAAGUCCCAAAUUUAGACCAAAGUACGGGUAUUUCCAAUAGUUAAAGUGAACAGAAUAUGAUGUCACCAUGUUUGAUAUGUGUAAUGUGAUAUUUAAAUUUAGCAAUUACUCAAAAUGGUUUGUAUUCGUCGUUUGAUUUCGACUGUUAUGUUUUCAGAAUAAAAAUGGCUGGAGGUGGGAAAAGAGUAAAGAAAGAUAAAGACAAAGAUAGAAAAAGAAAAAAGAAGCCAGUGGCGGAGGAGAUCACAAUUGAUGAUGAUGACGAUGAUAACGAAGUCAUGGUAGUAGAGGGCACAGAGAAGGAUUGGGUGCCAGCAGCAGCUAGUGCUGAUGCAGAGCAGAGAGAUGAGGAUGAAGAUGAGUUCGGAGCUAAAGAUUUUAGAGCUCAGAUGGUUCUCAGACCUGAUCAUGAAUCACGACCGCUGUGGGUUGGACCUAAUGGCCAUAUCUUCCUUGAGGCUUUCUCUCCUGUAUAUAAGCAUGCUCAUGAUUUCCUGAUCGCAAUCUCGGAGCCAGUUUGUCGUCCAGAACUUAUUCAUGAAUACAAACUUACUUCAUACUCACUCUACGCAGCAGUAAGUGUUGGAUUACAAACUGAUGAUAUCAUUGAAUACUUGACUCGUCUCUGUAAGACGAGUUUGCCAGCUGGAAUAGUUGACUAUAUCAAAAUGUGUACAACCUCAUACGGAAAAGUUAAAUUGGUUUUGAAGCAUAACCGAUAUUUCGUUGAGUCCUCUCAUCCAGAAACACUUCAGCAUCUUCUCAAGGAUCCAACUAUCCAGCAAUGUCGGCUGCGUGUACCGGAAGCGUCGGCGGAAACAGAUCUGAUCACAGAGGAACCGGUGAAGACGACAAUUCCAAGCUUCGGUGCGACGGCGCCGGCCAAAAAGCCGGAAGCCGAAGCGGUGAAAGGUGGCGAGGGGGAAACUGUUCCGGAGGAUAUAACCGCGUUCUACAGUAAGAUAGAUCGUGAGGAUGAGGAUGAUGAAGGUGAAGAUGCUGGGAAUAAGAAACUAGUCAGCUUCGAGGUAAACUAUUUCUUUCUAACCUAUGUACGUAAGACGAAAGUGUUGGUGCCGAAUUUUCCUAAACACAUGGAUAAAAAUCAAGUUGAAGCCCCGUUUUUGGUUGUUUUUAAAUUAAGGAAUGACACCCUAAACCCUGACAUCAACAUAGACUUAAAACCUACCGCCAUCUUGAGACCCUAUCAGGAGAAAGCUCUCAGGAAAAUGUUCGGUAACGGCAGAGCCAGGUCUGGUGUAAUUGUACUCCCUUGCGGGGCUGGUAAAAGUCUGGUGGGUGUAACCGCCUGCUGUACUGUCAGGAAGAAGGCUAUAGUGCUGUGUAACUCUGGUGUUAGUGUCGAACAAUGGAAGACCCAGUUUAAGAUGUGGAGCACUGCUGAUGAUAGCAUGAUUUGCAGGUUUACAAGCGAUGCUAAAGACAAACCAAUGGGAUGUGCAGUGCUUAUUACAACAUUCAAUAUGAUCACUCAUACACAGAAAAGAAGUUGGGAAGCAGAGCAAACUAUGAAAUGGAUUCAAGAGCAGGAAUGGGGUAUUAUGGUCCUAGACGAAGUGCACACAAUUCCUGCCAAAAUGUUCAGGCGUGUGUUGACCCAGGUACAGUCUCACACAAAGCUGGGUUUGACCGCUACUCUAGUCAGAGAAGAUGAUAAGAUUGCAGAUCUUAACUUUCUUAUUGGUCCAAAGCUGUACGAGGCUAACUGGUUGGAACUGCAGAAGGAAGGGUUUAUUGCCAGGGUGCAGUGUGUUGAGGUAUGGUGCAGUAUGACACCGGAGUUCUACAGGGAGUAUCUGAGCAUGAGCUCCAUGAAGAAGAUGUUGCUCUGCGUGAUGAACCCAAAUAAGUUCAGGGCCACCCAGUUUCUAAUCAAGUAUCAUGAGAGGAGGAAUGAUAAGAUUAUUGUUUUUAGUGAUAAUGUGUAUGCCUUGAAACACUAUGCUAAGGAGUUGAAUAAACCGUAUAUCUACGGUCCUACAUCACAAUCGGAGAGAAUCACUAUUCUUCAGAACUUCAAAUACAAUCCAAAAGUGAACACAAUUUUUGUGUCUAAAGUAGCAGAUACCAGCUUUGAUCUACCAGAAGCGAACGUUCUGAUACAGAUAUCAAGCCAUGGUGGUUCUCGGAGGCAGGAAGCUCAAAGGUUGGGCAGAAUUCUUAGAGCUAAGAAAGGUGCUAUUGUGGAUGAAUUCAACGCUUUCUUUUACACUCUAGUUUCUGAGGAUACGCAAGAAAUGGCGUUCAGUAGAAAGCGUCAGAGAUUCUUGGUUAACCAAGGAUAUGCGUACAAGGUUGUGACAAAACUGGCAGGGAUGGAUGAGGAUAUGGAUCUUAUGUAUAAAGAGAAGGAGCAACAGGUGAACCUGCUGCAGCAGACCCUGGCUGCUAAUGAUGCUGAUGUAGAUGAAGAAGCUCUCAUGCAAGGAGGAAAGGGAGGAGCUACCAGGAAGUUUGGAAACAUGGCGAGUAUGUCCGGGGGUGAUGAUAAUCUCUACCUGGAGCUUAGCAGUAAAACAAAGUUUGCGCAUCCACUGUUUAAGAGGUUCCGAAUGGCGAAAUAAGUUUGUGGGACGAGAAAGAUGGACAGAAAAUCCACGUGGAGAUGUUAAUCUGCGCGGGAAAAAAAUGUGAUAAAAAUUCCAAUUUGUAUUUUUCAAUAAAUUUAUUUGUUUGUUUAA
Molecule: messenger RNA, 2801 nt
Organism: Eurytemora carolleeae
Lineage: Eukaryota; Metazoa; Arthropoda; Copepoda; Calanoida; Temoridae
Gene: hay
Product: DNA excision repair protein haywire
Exons: 29
Coding region: 264-2684 (806 amino acids)
Biological process (GO): nucleotide-excision repair; transcription initiation at RNA polymerase II promoter
Cellular component (GO): transcription factor TFIIH holo complex; nucleotide-excision repair factor 3 complex; transcription preinitiation complex
Molecular function (GO): DNA binding; ATP binding; 3'-5' DNA helicase activity
Source: RefSeq, a predicted model, not a curated record